Molecule: messenger RNA, 2468 nt
Organism: Colletotrichum scovillei
Lineage: Eukaryota; Fungi; Ascomycota; Sordariomycetes; Glomerellales; Glomerellaceae
Product: triose-phosphate transporter
Exons: 4
Coding region: 1081-2208 (375 amino acids)
Cellular component (GO): Golgi apparatus
Molecular function (GO): antiporter activity
Source: RefSeq, a predicted model, not a curated record
GCGGCGGCGGCGACGGCGGGGUGGCAGAGCAGGGUUUGGCCUCGUCUUGUAUGUUCAGAUGGGAUGGCUGGCUACUUUAUGGUCCAUGCCGCCGGAUCGAGAGAAAAGAUAGGAAGGCAGCCAUAGCUUAACCAGCUGGCUCUCGUCACGAUGCUUAAGCGUGCGCCAAGCUUUCGGAAUGCAGACAUUGUUUCUAUGCAGUCUUGUCAGCGGUGCGCAAGUCUGUGUGGAUAAGUCGAGAGAGUGUGCGCCGCGACACAGCAACGGGAGUGCCAGACUCAUCAUCAAUGUGUGUGAUGGACGUGAAAGUCGCAAAUCGCACGUCGCAAGUCCCGGUACGGGGUCGUGGGGCCCGCACCUUCCCCUGCCCUUUCCUUACGUCUCCCUCCUUCCUUCUCAUCCCUCAUCCCUCAUCCCUGCUUUUGCUCUUGCUCUCUCUGCUUUCAGCCCGGGGUAGGUGCUGGUCACUGCCUAGUAACUAUUAGUAGCUACGACUAGGGAAGGAACCUCCCAGGUAGUCCCGUACUUUGCCCGUACUACCACCACCGAGACCCCCGCCAGCCUUUUUUCGCCCUGAGUCUGACGCAAAAGAGAAAGAACGAGACCCCAGAACUCGCAGACCAGGCGGGCAAGAACGACGUACUUACUUUGGGACGCCGCCGCCGCCUCGGACCUUCCCAUACGAUUUUCGUUAUAUUUGCACCCGUCUGUCUACCUUACUCCCUUUCCCUUCAAUUCCGCGGUUGCCCUUCGGAAUUCUACCAGACGAGGCGUCUCCCUUUAGAGCAUUCCAACCAACCGACGACUUUGCACUCUCGAUACUCCCUUGUGCAACCCGACUUCCCAUGGUACACUGAAAUAGGACCCCAAAGUCCUCACCUGGCGACGAUCUCAAUUCAUCAGCACCGGCCCUCGCCUGAAUUCACGCACCGCCUCGCCGACUGCCCGCCCUUUUUUUUCCUUUUGCUCCCGCUCAUUACCGUGGACUCGAAUCUCAUUCACUCACUUACUCAGCUUGUCUGCUUCUCUAUUCCUUCCACACCAACUACCUCGUCUCGCCAUCUCUCGUCUUUGCCCAUCAUGACUGACGACUACCGCACCGAGCGAGCGGGCUCUUUCGCCUCAUCUUCCACCGAUGCCGCGACUCUCCACGAGCUAACCAAGCUGGACCCGAUGGAGGACAGCGUUCAGAACCUCAAGUCGCACGAUGAUGAAGAGCUGGGCACCGAGGAGGACGAGAAGCUCUUGCCCAAGACCAAUGAGAAGGAGGAGCCUCAGAAGUCUGGCAUGACUUCUGCCAUUAUCUGGAUGACCGUCAACACCUUGGCGACGAUUGGAAUUGUCUUCACCAACAAGGCCAUCUUCUCCGACCCUCAGUGGAAGCUCUGCCAGCUCACCUUUGCGAGUUUCCACUUCUUGGUCACUUUCGGCACGCUGUUUGUCCUCUCUCGGCCUACCUUCGCUUACUUUACUCCGCGCCGUGCCGCCAUCCGGGACUUGCUGCCGCUUUCCGUGGCCAUGUGCCUCAACGUCAUCCUGCCGAACCUCUCCCUGGCCUUCUCUUCCGUGACUUUUUACCAGAUUGCCCGGAUCCUGCUGACGCCGACCGUCGCGCUCAUGAACUAUGUGCUCUAUAAGGCGACACUGCCCAGGAAUGCGAUAAUGGCGCUCAUCCCGGCCUGCCUCGGAGUCGGCAUGGUCUCUUACUACGACUCUCUGCCUACCAAGGACGACAAGGUCAAGACCACCUCUACCCUGGGUGUCGUCUUUGCCUUUUCUGGCAUCUUUGCCUCGUCUCUCUACACCGUCUGGAUCGCCAGCUACCACCGCAAGCUCCAGAUGUCCAGCAUGCAGCUGCUUUACAACCAGGCCCCCAUUGCCUCCUUCAUGCUUCUCUACGUCAUCCCCUUUGUUGACACCUUCCCCGACUGGGUCAAUGUUCCUGGCAACCGCUGGAUCAUGAUUGGCAUGUCUGGCGCCUUUGCCUCGCUCAUCAACAUUUCCCAAUUCUUCAUCAUCGCCCAGACCGGUCCCGUGUCCAGCACCGUUGUUGGCCACCUCAAGACCUGCACCAUUGUUGCUCUUGGCUGGAUGGUGUCAGGCAGAGCCAUUGGCGACAAGUCGGUUCUUGGUGUCUUUGUUGCCAUUGGCGGCAUUGUUGCCUACUCCGUCGUCAUGCUUCAGCACCAGCGCAACCAGCGCAAGUAGGCCAUGGUCACAUUGGCUGAGGCUCUCCGUUGACUUUAUAACAUUUCGGAAACGGUUUUUCCUUUCUUUUUUGGCAGCAUGGGGAUCAUGGGAAUCAAGAUGGCGUUGAGUAGAUUGAGCCCGUCGGGAUUAGACAGGGUCUAUUUGGGAUGAUACCUCUUUUACAUGAACCCAAACCUAUCAUGGCUCGGCGUAUGGGGAACACAGGCACUCGAAUUCGUAGCAAGGGAAAAAUAAAACACUUCCAUUAUUUUCCAACC